AUGGAUAAUUAUAAGAAAUACCUCUUUGAUGAGAAAUUUUAAGAACCUUAACCUCGUAAUACUUACUCAUUUUAAGCAUAAGAAAGUUAAGAGGAGUAAUAAAUAGAAUCAAACUUUGAUGAUGAGUAUAAAAGAGAUUUCUUAUAAAACUAAAUAAAAAAUGUAAAAGAAAAACUAAUAAUGAUGGGUUUUCCACCUUUGGGAGAUUUAUAUAGUAAUAAUAAUUCUGAAGUAGAUCUUACUGUAAAAUUGUAAUUAGAAAUUAAUAUUUUUUUUAUAGAUUAGUGGCAAUUAUUAAAUAAAGAAGAGAGGAUAUGGAUUUUAAAAAUAGUUAUCAUGAGAAAAUGAGUAAACUAGAAGCUGAAAAAUAAUAAUUAUCUUAGAAUUUAGAUAGGGUUAGUAAUAGUCGUAAAAUUCUUGAAUAAGAAAAUAAUAAUUUAUAGGCAAAAAUAAAAAGUGUUGAGAAAGUAUAAAAAGAAUAAGUGUAUAAAUUAUUACUAAAAUUAGAAACAAAUUAAUAACAGAGAAAGAAGAUUAUUAAAAAUAAUUAUCUAAAUUAUAAAGUCGUUCAACGUAAUUUGAACAUGAAUUAAAAUAGCGUGAUCUUGAAAUAUAAAAGAUUAAAGAACAUAUAAAAAAAUAAUAAGUUUCUAAAACAUAUAAGAAUAGUGUAGAGAUUACAUAACCUAUAGAAUAAGGAGGACCUAGUUUAUUUGUUGCAAAUGGAGAAUAUGAAUUUAGUUAAUUAGUAAUGAAAAAAUGGGAAGAAGUUAAUAAUAAACUUUUAAGAGAGAAUGAAUAAUUGAGAGAAAAUUUAAUAAAGAUUCAUAAUGAAUUAGGAGAAAUUCUUUAAAUAAGAAGAGAAGUUUAUAUAAAGAGAAGAAAAAUUGAUUUUGGAGAUGAAAACAUUCCUUAAGAUUUAGACAAUCCUUUAUAAAAUAUGCAUCAAUUUAAAACUGAUUUAUAUAAGGCUCCACUAGAAAGUAAUGGAAAAUAAGCUAUUUAAAUGCUUACAGAUAAUUUAUAGACCUUUAAGGAAUUAAUGAAGAAGUUUGAUUAAUAAUAUGAGUUAUAAUUGAAUGAAGAUGAUAUUGAAAUAGAAGGAGAAGGAGGAAAAAUAAAGGCUUGUAAAAAUCUAACAGAAUUAUUCAAAAAUUAUAAUUACAUAUUUGAUGCUUAAGAUAAAAUGAUUAGUUAAAUUAUCAAUAAGAGUUAAAAUUUAAAGAAAAUAGAUGAAUUGAACUUUAAUCUUAAUAGAUUCAAUAGAGUAUUAGAUGAUAGAUAGAUUGAUGAUGUAAAAAAAUAUUUAUAAGAUUAAAAAAAAUAUUUGGAUGAAUCAAAAAAUGAAAUGGAUAUGAUUAAGAAAUAAUUUUAAUAGUAAUUGAAAAAAAGAGAAGAAGAAAAAUAAAUAAUUUAAGUAUUAAAAUUAAGUUUUAUAUUGUUUAGAUGAAAAGAUAAAUGCUUGAAGAGACAAAUGAGAAGUUUAAAGAAAAUAUUAGAUUAUUAGAAAAUGCAAGUAGAUAGGCUCUUUAAUAACUUAAUUAAGAAAAUAAGUGA
Messenger RNA from Paramecium sonneborni, 1557 nucleotides. The record is from the annotation of a GenBank genome assembly. NCBI's taxonomy places the organism in Eukaryota, Ciliophora, Oligohymenophorea, Peniculida, Parameciidae.